AUGGUGAAGGCGAAGAACGAUUCUCCGGUAAUGCCGGAAAAGAAAUUAUCAUUAGAAAGCUAUGCGAAGCAAUUCCGCAAGUUCACCAAGUGUCCGACGAACUACUUCAAAUUACAAAAACCACUAUCAAAAAAACUGACAGUGUUAACUAAAGGCAUCUACGAUCAUGGUACUCAAAAUCCUUUCUUCAUCAAAGAGGACGUGGUUCCGUAUCUCGAUGAAUUGGUCACGGAGAAGAUGGACCAUGAGCAAAUCUGGCAACAGCUAGAGCUUAAGAACGAUUUCUUCAUUGAGCAGGAUUUGAAGAAAUUUCUAGAGGUGGUUUCCAAAAACGCAAAACGACUGCAGUUGCCAUUCAGCACCGAAGCCAUUUCCGACAGUCACUCAGAGCAAGGAUCCAAUGAAGAGCCAGAGGAUUACGAUGAAGAAAAUGAAGCAAAUGGAAACGGAAAUGAAUCGUAUGAGGAAGGCGUGGAAGAGAAAGCCCCUAAAAAAAGAGGGAACCUUAAGAAGAAAGCUAAAAAGAAAUCCAAAACGAAAUCUUCCAUCGUUGAUGACCAGUUCUUUAAGCUAGAAGAUAUGGCCAGGUUCCUAGACGAAGAAGACGAACGUGAACGGCUAAAACAGCAUGGACUGAGAGAAAGCAAUCCUCUCAUUGAAAUAGAUUACUUUGAUGAACUUGCUGGAGAGGACGAAGGCGAUGGAGCUGAAAUGAAGUAUGAUGACUUUUUUGGUGAUGAAGACGAUGAGGUAGAUGAGAGCGAAGAUGACGAAAAUGGAGAAGAUAAAUAUAGCGAUGUUGCAGAGGAAGAAGGUGCCAAUAGCGAGGGUGAUGAUGAGAAUGGUGAUGCCGCUGAAGAAGACGAUUUAUCUGACGAGGCCGAAGUAGAGCGCAAUCGAAAACUGCGCUUUGAAAUCUACAGUGGUGAAGGGGGCGAAACUCCUUGGGUUGAUGAUAACCGUACCGCUAAGAAAACGGUGAUCGAUCAGCCAGAUUCCAGCGACAGCGAAGACGACAAGCAGCAUAAUACCGCCAAUGGACCGAAGUCGUCGUACGAGGAGAGGCAGGAAAAGUUGCAAGAGAAAAUUUCCAAAAUGGAAGCACAACUGCUGAAAGAAAAACCAUGGCAGUUAAAGGGUGAAAUUUCGGCAGAUACUCGUCCACAGAAUUCUCUCCUCGAAGAGGUGCUAGAGUAUGAACAUACAACCCGUUCGGCACCGGUCAUUUCGGAAGAAACGACGAUGCGGUUAGAAGAUAUCAUUAAACAACGCAUUAAAAACAAAAUGUUUGAUGAUGUUGAGCGAAAAGUUCGGCCUCCUGACAAUCCUCGAGAGUACCGUAAGCAGCUAGUGCUGGAUGGAGAAAAGAGUAAGGAAUCCCUGGCCCAGGUUUACGAACAGGAUUAUUUGAAGCAGUUGGAGUUAGCCAAUCCCGAUGCAUCUAUGCAAACAGAGGAGGAAGAGCCGAAAGAGCACAAGGAAAUACGGCGAAUGAUGAAGAUGGUACUAGCGCAGCUGGACGCGCUCUCGAACUUCCACUUUACGGCUCGUCCGGCCGUGCCUGAUUUGAAGAUUCUCACCAACACCCCGGCCAUCAGCAUGGAGGAGGUAGCUCCGGUUGCCACUAGUGAUGCCACCCUCUUGGCACCGGAGGAAGUGCACCGACGCCCGAAAGGAGAUGUCAUGUCGAAAGAAGAACGCACCAAAACAGAUCAAAAUCGCGAACGGCGCCUGAAGAAACGCUUCCAACGGGACAAGUUCCGCCGGGAAGCAGAACGCGAGCAGAAGCAACUAGAGAAGGCCGGCAACAGCAAUUCGAAACAGAGUCGUGCUCUGCAGACCUCGCUGCUAAAGAAGGUGACGAAGGCGAAAAAUGUUCAACAAAUGGUGGAAACCUCGGGUCCGGCAAAGUCUUCCAGCGCUUUCUUCUCGCAGCUGCAGGAUGAAGUUCGCUCCCAGGUGAAGGCAAAAGCAGAUGGGACAGUAAAAAAGAAAAAGAAAGUCAUCAGCAAUUUGAAUGCGUGCAGCCUAAAGCUGUAAAUGUAAAGUGCGUUG
This is a messenger RNA of Anopheles nili, 2055 nucleotides long. Its product is annotated as U3 small nucleolar ribonucleoprotein protein MPP10. Gene Ontology annotation, biological process: rRNA processing. Lineage: Eukaryota; Metazoa; Arthropoda; Insecta; Diptera; Culicidae. The transcript has 4 exons. Gene Ontology annotation, cellular component: Mpp10 complex; sno(s)RNA-containing ribonucleoprotein complex; nucleus. The record is from RefSeq and is a predicted model, not a curated record. The coding region runs from base 1 to 2040 and encodes 679 amino acids.